Caenorhabditis remanei is the source of this 2886-nucleotide messenger RNA. RefSeq lists its product as uncharacterized. The transcript is spliced from 18 exons. Lineage: Eukaryota; Metazoa; Nematoda; Chromadorea; Rhabditida; Rhabditidae. The record is from RefSeq and is a predicted model, not a curated record. Gene Ontology annotation, molecular function: transmitter-gated monoatomic ion channel activity involved in regulation of postsynaptic membrane potential; glutamate-gated receptor activity. Gene Ontology annotation, cellular component: plasma membrane; postsynaptic membrane. Bases 1 to 2886 code for a protein of 961 amino acids. Gene Ontology annotation, biological process: modulation of chemical synaptic transmission; monoatomic ion transport; synaptic transmission, glutamatergic.
AUGAAAGUCAAUGAACUUUCAGGAGCAUUCGUUGCAUCAACAGAUACUGAUAAUGAUACUGCGCACGCAAUUAUUGAAAUGCUCCGACUGGCGGAAAUGACAUUCAACGCGUUGUCCGAUGUAGAUUUUGACGUCCUUUUAGGUACAAGAGACCUUCCGCCAAUGGAAAUGGCAACUAUGAUGUGGAAUUUGAAUAGAAUAAUUUGUGAUGAAAUGAAACUUGGGUAUAUGCUGAUGCUGGCUGGUACAAAUUUCAAAAAUUACGGUAUCUAUGAAGAUAUUGCAAAUCAUAUGAAGAUGCCUCUUAUCGACUGGGAGCCAUCAAAAAUGGAUUACGUAUCAAGUGGGAAACACUCAUCCAAUCAUCCAAUGAUCUUCUCGGUUGCUCCUUCAGCUGAGCAACUAUUGAUUGAUUAUAUACAGUAUAAAGGAUGGAGAGAUGUCGUUUAUAUUCAUGACGGCAAAAAUGCAGAUAGAACACUUCGGACAAUGUUCUCGUAUUUACACAAAAAAUCUCCGAAAUAUCAGUUAUUCGUGGAUAAUUAUGUGGCUCCAUCAGAUGAAGAAAUGUUCAAGGAGUUUCUGAAUGAAUUCCAUCGAAGAAUAUCAACUCAACAUGCAUUGAAAAGUAAUGAUAGUUCGGAGGAAAUCGACGAACCGAUACCUGUAAAUGUUAUUGUGGACCUAGAAGGCAGCUACCGUACUCGAGCAUUUUUGAGAGCUCUCGAGGAAAGUGUGCUCGUGAAAAAAGAGUAUCAUUAUGUAUUUUCUAAUUUUGAUGUCGAUGAAAACGAUUUGUCUGGAUUCCACUUCUCGCUCAUUAACAUCACAAUCUUCCGAAUAUUUGACAAGAAUAAUAAAAAGUUUUUAAAAACGAGAGCAGAAUUUCAUGAUGUCUACCGCGGUGGUUUCUCAAACACUGAUAAUAUUCCAACAGCUGCUGCAUUCGCACAUGAUGCCAUUUUAGUUGCUGGAAAAGCAUUACAGAUAGCAAUGAAUGAACAUGGAAAAGGGAUUUUUGAUAAAUCUUUCGUUCGCCAUCAAUUAUUUAACCGAGGAAAGAAGGGAUUAUACUGUAGACCACACGAAGAUCAAACUGAAACAAGACAAUUCGAAACAUUCGAACAUGGACUGAAGAUAGCAGAAUCCAUUAAAAAAGUCGUUCUUACGGAACAAGAUGGAACAUUGACAGGGAGGAUUCAAUUUGAUAAAAUAACUGGAAGACGGACUAAUUUCUCGGCUGAAAUUGUAGAGAUAAAACCGGGAGUCAAUUCAUUAAACAGCAUUUGGGAAAGAUUUCAAUGGGCACAAGACGAAGGAUUUCUACUUGGUGGAGAGAGAUAUGUUCAGGAAAAAAAGAAAGAUUCAAGUCAAAUGAGAAAGGGAAUUCUACCAUCGAAACCGUGGAAAUUGCGCUUCAAUGUGGUCACUGUUCUCGUGAAACCAUUUGUAAUGUUGAAAAGAAGAAAUGUUGGAGAGCCAGAACUCAAAGGGAACGAUAGAUUUGAAGGAUAUUGUAUUGAUUUAUUGAAUUUACUGGCCAAGAAUAUCACUGGAUUCGAGUAUGAUGUAUUUAUUUCUGAUGGAAAUAAAUAUGGAGCGAGACAAGCGGAUGGAAGUUGGGAUGGAAUGAUUGGAUAUCUUUUGAAUGAGACAGCUGACGUGGCAGUGGCUCCUCUUACAAUAACUCAAGAAAGAGAACGAGCCGUCGAUUUCUCGAAACCUUUCAUGACAACUGGAAUAUCAAUUAUGAUUAAAAAACCAGAAAAACAAGAAUUCAAUAUCUUUUCGUUCAUGGAACCACUCGGAAUGACUAUUUGGAUUUUCACUUUGAGUUCUUAUUUUGGGGUUUCACUGACAAUAUUUCUGGUUUCCUGGUUCUCUCCAUACGAAAAACGAAUUGAAUUCAAACGUGGCGAGUUUACUGUAACUAAUGAAUUCACUCUUUACAACUCACUUUGGUUCACAUUAGCAGCUUUCAUGCAACAGGGAACCGAUAUUCUACCGAGAGCGGUUUCUGGAAGAAUCGCAUCUUCUUGUUGGUGGUUUUUCACUUUGAUUAUUGUUUCUUCGUAUACAGCUAAUCUUGCAGCAUUCCUCACUCUUGAAAGAAUGACACCUCCGAUUGAAAGUGUCGACGAUUUGGCGAAUCAGAAUAAAAUAUUAUACGGAGUUGUUGAAGGUGGAUCUACUGCUGCCUUCUUCGAGGAUUCAAUUGUGCCACUUUACAAGAAAAUGUGGAAUUUUAUGGUCAGUACGACACAAAAACAAAUGGAAUUAGAGAGACAGUCAAUAUCAAAUAGCACAUCAAAUCGAAUAUUCGUCAGUUCGUAUGCAGAUGGAAUCGAGAAAGUGAGGACAAGCAAAGGGAAAUAUGCGUUUUUGCUGGAAGAAACAACUAAUAAUUAUGAAUCUGGACGAAGACCAUGUGAUACAAUGAAAGUUGGACAGAACUUGAAUACUUUGGGUUACGGUAUCGCUACAAAAAUUGGAAAUCCGUUGAGAGUAUCCUUGAACCUGGCCAUCCUUUACCUUUCCGAAAAAGGAGAAUUGAAGAAGUUGGAAAACAAAUGGUGGUAUGAUCGUGGUCAAUGCGAUACUGGAACAUCUGAUGGAGGAACAAGUAGCAGUUUGAAUUUAUCGAAAGUUGCUGGAAUAUUCUACAUUCUUCUUGGUGGAAUGGUCCUCUCUAUGUGCACCGCUCUUGUGGAGUUCCUUUUCAGAAAAAAUAAAGAAAAUCGAGAGAAAGAACGAAAUAGAAUGAGAAAUUCUCGACAGCAGAAGCCUGGAAUUAUCGCUUCGUGUGAGAGGGCCAAACAAAAACAACAUCAGAAUCGAAGGACGAAAAGUGAAGAAGUCACAACACCGAGAAGUACUUUGUUUUAA